Molecule: messenger RNA, 2701 nt
Organism: Cornus florida
Lineage: Eukaryota; Viridiplantae; Streptophyta; Magnoliopsida; Cornales; Cornaceae
Product: TORTIFOLIA1-like protein 4
Exons: 5
Coding region: 403-2376 (657 amino acids)
Cellular component (GO): microtubule
Molecular function (GO): microtubule binding
Source: RefSeq, a predicted model, not a curated record
CUAAACAAACAAAAACCUAGUAUUUAAUGGAGUUCCCUGCUUUAUUCUCUAUCGCUCAACGAGUGAGAGACCCCCGCCUCGACUGAAGUGAACCAACUUAAAUAUUGCCUGCACUUCCCCAUCCUUCCCGAUCUCCAUUUUCUCUCUCUAAUCUCUCUCUUUAUAUAUACAUACACGCAUAUAUAUAUAUAUAUAUAUAUAUAUAUAUAUGUAUAUGCAUAUGGUGUAUAUACUCCUUCCACUUGACAUUUGAUAGAAACCGAUAAACUGCAUCAGGAUACAAAAUAAACCGAUAAACUGCGCCUAUCUCACCACCAAAACCGGUGGCGCAACCUUCUCGUCCUCCCUCGCCAACGCCGGAUUCUGACACACAACGACACAAAAUAACGACACUCCACCGCAAUGUCUCUCCCCAAACGACACUCCUCAAGUCCGCCGCAAGACAAUCUCAAGCACAGAGUGAUCACGUGCCUCAACAAGCUCUCCGACCGGGACACUCUUGCCGUGGCCACCACCGAGCUCGAGUCCAUCGCUAGAAAUCUGACGCACGACGCCUUCUCUCCCUUCCUCACGUGCCUCUCCACCACGGACUCCUCCGAGAAAUCGCCGGUGCGCCGCCAAUGUGUUCGACUCUUGGGCCUCCUCUCCGCCGCCCACGGCGACGCCCUCUCUCCGCAUCUCUCCAAGAUGAUGUCCGGCGUUCUCCGCCGCCUUCGUGACCCAGACUCCGCCGUCCGCUCGGCCUGUGUGGAUGCCGUCGCAUCCAUGGCCUCGCAGAUCACUAAACCCCCGUUCUCUUCGUUCUUGAAACCCCUCGUGGAGGCAAUUUCGGUCGAACAGGACUACAAUUCGCAGAUCGGUUCGUCGCUGUGUCUCGCAGCGGCAAUCGAGGCCUCUCCUGAUCCAGACUCCGCUCAAUUGCAGAAAUUGUUACCUAAAUUGUUGAAAUUAGUGAAGAGUGAUUGCUUCAAGGCCAAGCCGGCAUUGUUGUCGCUCGUCGGCAGCAUUGUCAGUGCCGGUGGUGCAUCGAAUCGUGGUUUAUUGAAUUGUUUGGUUCCCUGCUUAAUUGAGUUCUUGAGCAGUGAGGAUUGGGCGGCGAGGAAGGCUGCGGCUGAGGCAUUGGCGAGAUUGGCGUUGGCAGAGAGAAAUGCCUCACCGGAGUUUAGGUCAUCGUGUUUGGCUUCUUUGGAGAGCCGAAGAUUCGACAGGGUUAAGGUUGUAAGAGAGACGAUGAAUCGGAGCUUGGAGUUGUGGAAGGAGGUCCCUGCGGUUUCAGAAGAGGUUGUGCCUCAAUUUCAAGUUAAAUCAUCUCCUAAAGAUAACAGCAGCAGAAGCCCACCUCCUGUCACCAAAAGUUCCCCUGAUGAAGGUUUUGAAACUCCUCAGCAAAAGAAAAACCUCUCUAACAGGAUGCCUUUGUUAGAUACCGUAACCUCACAAAGAAGUCCACCAAAGAGUAGUGUCAAGAAACCCUUGUUCUGUAAGCUGGACAAUGGUAAACCCUUUGAUAGGGAUGUUGAAGUUGCUGUACCCCAGCCUCCCUCCUUGGAAGUCUCUUCUGAAGAGAGGGUUUCAGAUCCAGGAGCGAAUGGAAGCUGCAGGAAUCUGAAGCCGGAAACAAAACGUGUCCUCAUUAAUAAAACCUGUGAUGAAAAAUUGCACAAAUUUGGUGGUUUGAGAUCUGGGUGUCGUGUGGUUCCUUUUUACGAGAAUGAUGAUUGUGAUUUGGAUGUGGUAGAAAGCAAUGCUGCUGAAGAGGAUUAUGGGAACCAGAAAGAAGCCGAGGAUCUGUCUUUGAUCUGCAAACAGCUUGUUCAGAUCCAAAACCAACAAUUCAGUCUGUUUGACCUUCUCCAGAGGUUCAUUGGCAGCUCCCAAAGUGGGAUGAAUUCUCUGGAGACACGAGUAAAUGGUCUGGAGAAGGCACUGGAUGAGAUAUCAUGCAAUUUGGCAGUAUCAACAGGAAGGAUGUCAAAUACGGACUCUGCAGGAAAUUCAUGUUGCAUGCUACCUGGUGCAGAAUUUUUGAGUCCGAAGUUUUGGAGGAGAACAGAAGGCCAUACUUCUUCUUCAAGGUUCUCUUUUUACGGGAGACAUCAUUCACCAACCGUCAUGCGUAAUAUGCCCAAUAAAGAUGCCAAUACUGAAUCGAUAAAGCUGGAUAGCACAAGGGGACAACACUAUGGUGGGGGUGGAUCCGUUGUGAACCCAAUGCCAGAUACCCGCAAGGAUUCAAGGGGAAAUCUCGAGUCAUUCUUAAAUAGAACACCAAAGAAAACUCAAGAUGCGGAGAGUAUACGAAUUGCUGUUGCUGGUGGCCUUGAUGGGGCUUCAUAUUCUAGUCGUAUGACAUCAGUAAAUAUAAGCAGCAGAUGAUCUGUGUCGAAUGAAAGUUGGAGCUACGAAGAGCAAUUUUGCUUAGAUAAUUCGACGUGGGUCAAUCAUCACUUGACAGGGAAGGAGAAUGAAGCCGAUUAAUCAUCUGGGCAGUCGAGCUUUCCAUUGGAGGUGCAUGAAUAUGAAAUUAUGUGAUAGAAUGCUCUACUUAAUUAUACCGGGAAAUGAAAAACGUUUAUUUGAUCACGAAAUCCCUCAUUAGAGUGACCAGAUUUUGAUAAUUAGUGGCUGUAUAUUUGAUUUAGGUUUAAUUUGCGCGGUUGUCAGGAAGAUGAAUAGAAUUUGUACAGAGUGGUUUUAUGCA